GUGACAAUGAUAUAUCUAAAUGCGAAGGUUAAAUAUCAACCUGAUGUUGAUGAACUGACUUGAAAAAAAGAACAGAUUUUAUCUUAUUAUUUCAUUUCAAACUUAAAAAAAUUUACUUUCCUAAGCACAUUGUAUUAAAAACUUAAUAACCAUAGCUUCAUUAACGAAAGGAAAAUGUAGCAUAGAAGAUAGCAAAUAAUAUGUAUGUAUAUGUUGCGAUAAUUAUAGUAUUAUACUAUUUUCUCUAACAGAGUAUUGUGGUAAUCGUGAUUGUACUAUCUGCAUCAAAUUUUCGUAUUCGUAACAUACAAUUAGGGUAUUACGUAUUAUAGGCGAUACGUUAGCAGUGUUUCAAAAAUUUUUGUUUACAUUGACGCCGUUUACACCAUUUCAUGCUUAUGCUCGUUAUUGGAUCAGAGUGAGAUCGACUACUGCGGGGGAUUUUUUUACGUGUUUUUCCCAGCGUUGACGACACGUCAUAAUCACGGUUUCGGAGAAAUGAUCAUUGCGAUUUUAUAUAACUUGUUAAUUCGUUUGAUUAUACUGAUAGUCAGUUAAGAAGGUGUAGUGACAGUUUUCACUGAUAACCUAAAUUAUCCAUCAUGACUUGGCUUGGAACGAUCGCUAGCAACGUUCUCCGGAAUAUCGUAUUUCAGGAUAUACCGCCGAACAUAGUUCAAGAAGUCAAGCCUGAAAAUUAUAGUAAUCGACAUAUUGAAUGCCGCGAGGAUGGUAUCGUACUUUAUGGUCCAGGUGAAAAUGAAAGAAAAUAUGAAAUUGUUCUUCAUAGGCCUUGUACAGAAACAUUGCAUCAAGCAUAUAGUUUAUAUAGAUCAGAAGAUAAUGCAGAUAUCGCAACACAUUUUAUUGUGUAUAAGGAUAAGGUUCCAGUACUUGUUCAAAUUUGUCGCGAGAUGUGUAAUGUGAAUAAGAUUCAGAAAUUAUGUGAUACUUUGAUGGAACAUCCAACAUGGACACUGGCACAUUUGGCAGCUCAUUUUGCUCUUUAUAACGCCUUUACCCAUGCUGAUGUAAAUAGUCAGUUGAACAGUGGAGAUACAGAAACAGGAGUGUCUCCUUUGCAAGUCGCGGUGCAAACAAAUAAUCUGCGUACAGUGCAAAUGUUGAUCGAAGCUAAAAGUUCAUUGGAGCAUCUGGAUUAUAGCGCAAAUACCGUCUAUCAUUAUGCAGCCAAAUCUACUAAAGAAAUAAUUUUAGCCCUUGGAGGUGAUCUUCCAAACAGUUUAAAUAGUCGUAACAGUAAUGGACAUACACCGAUGCAUGUCGCUUGUUUGAAUAAUAAGCCCGAAUGCGUUAAAGCUCUUCUUUUAAUUGGAGCGGAUGUGAACAUUCCUGCUGCCGAAGGUGAACCUUCUAGUCCUAGUUACGUAGGAGAUUUCUUGCACAGUAAACCAAAUGUUCUUCAUGCCGAUGACAUGAAAUUUGGCGGUACGCCAUUGCAUUGGUCACUGAGCAGGGAGGUGAUUAAUGCUCUAAUAGAAAGUAAUUGCGAUAUAGAUGCUUUGAAUUUCGACGGCCGUACGGCGUUGCACAUCAUGGCAAUGAGGAAACGAUUAUCAUGCGUAGUGGCUUUGUUAAGUCAUAUGUGUUCUGUAAAUAUCGUCGACAAGGAUGGCAAUACACCGCUGCAUUUAGCGGUUUCCGAUGGUACAGUGGCAAUAGUGCAGUCGCUGAUCGCUUUCGGAGCAGACAUUGAUGCAAAAAAUUGGAAGUCGGAAACGUCACGGCAUCGUGUGAAUAUCGAUAACAACGAGGGUCAGAAAAUUUUGUAUAUUCUAGAUGCGGUAGGCGCUAAACGUUGUCCACCAGAAAUGUCAGAUUGUAACAAAGGCUGCAAGUUUAACGAAAAUUAUAAUGGUCUCGCACCGCAGCAACCACCAAGGGCUGUACCGCGUACAGUGUUGGAUCAAAUGUUACAUGUUUCUGGGAUGGACAAGAUGGCUAUGCAAGAAAACCAGAAAAUAAAAGGUGGUCGACUUCUUUGUCUAGAUGGAGGAGGAAUUCGUGGUUUGGUUCUUGUACAAAUGUUAUUGGAGAUCGAGUCGAUCCUGCAGAAACCUAUCGUAGAGUGCUUCGACUGGAUCGCGGGCACUUCUACAGGUGGAAUCUUGACUCUUGGUCUAGCUGCUGGCAAGUCCUUGCGAGAAUGUCAGGCACUGUAUUUCCGCAUGAAAGAGGAAGCUUUUGUCGGUAAUCGCCCGUACAACAGCGACGGUUUGGAGAAAGUAUUAAAAGAUUGCCUAGGUGUUAAUACGGUGAUGUCGGAUAUCAAGAAACCCAAGAUAAUGAUCACUGCUGUAUUGGCUGAUAGAAAGCCUGUCGACCUUUAUUUGUUUCGUAAUUACGAUGCACCUAGUACGUUACUCGAGCAUCCAGAGACCUCGACGUCUCUCGCUUCGUCAUCGAGCGAACAAUUGCUUUGGCACGCAGCGAGAGCAACCGGGGCAGCUCCUUCGUAUUUUCGAGCGUUCGGAAAAUUUCUGGAUGGUGGAUUGAUAGCGAAUAACCCGACUUUGGAUGCCAUGACUGAAAUUCACGAAUACAAUCUCGCUUUAAAGGCUUCUGGAUGCGGAGAGAAUGCGGUCCCCUUGUCUUUGGUCGUUUCUCUUGGCACUGGUCUCAUACCUUCUAGUCCAUUGAAAGAUAUCGACAUAUUUCGGCCCGAUAGUUUAUGGGAUACCGCAAAGUUUGCGAUGGGAAUAUCGGUCCUCGCGGUACUAUUGGUGGAUCAAGCAACAGCAAGCGACGGAAGGAUCGUUGAUCGUGCCAGAAAUUGGUGUUCCAUGAUCGGAGUGCCUUACUACAGGUUUAAUCCUCAACUAUCCCAGGAUAUCGCCAUGGAUGAAAAAAGCGACGAGAUUUUGGCUGAAAUGAUAUGGAGCGCUAAAGCGUUUAUGCAUGCCAAUAGGGAUCAAAUAAAUGAAUUAGCUGCUGUGAUAAAUCGCGACCUCUAAGUCGGUACAGAUUCGUGAGAGUCAAAUAUGUACGAGUUGCUGAUUUCUUUGCGAACAUGUACGUAUGCUUGUACUGCACCCACUCAAAAGUACGUAUCUCUCUCUUUCGUCCUCCAUUUCUCUUUCUUUCGUUUUUUGCCUUCUUAUUUAUAUUAUUUGAUUGUUUGUUAAUGUUUUGUACAUACAUACGAUUGUUGUUGAGGAUUUCGACGAUUAAGAAUUAUUUAGGAAAUUUUGUAUCGAAGCAAACUUACUAGUCGGCCCGUGAUAUUUGUAAUCGACGAAGUAGCGCACAAUUUAUUAUUUAUUUCUGCUUUCUAUUUCAAUGCAGACUUUUCAUUUCUAGAUUUAAUUUAUUUACACACACACACAUGCACGCGCGCGCGCGCGCACACACACACACACACACACACAUAUGUAUAAAACAUAAAGUAGCGCGUGUGUUCGAUAGGUGAAUGUAGGAUUGAUGGCGGUUUUAGAAAUGGUGGUGGUGUAUGAUAGACUGCGGAUGUUUAUGCAUUUUUGUGAAAUUUGAAGAUGCAAAAAUAUCGAGAAUAGGAUACUUAGUAGGCGAAAGAAUCUCUGUUUAGAAUCUGCAUCGUUGUAUUUAUAAAAAUUUGAAUCGGUAUAAAUAUUCGCAGUCUACUAAUAAAUAAUAGAGAGUGAAUUAUACUGUACAUAUAGGCAACUCGUAUUUCUUCAUCAAACUAGAUGCUGACAAGAUAUUUGUUCGUUUAUUUAUUUGUUUAUUUCAUCGCAUUGUUGCCAAAAAAAUAAAUAGCAAAGAAAGAAAAGACAGUA
Messenger RNA from Bombus huntii, 3776 nucleotides. It is a transcript of the gene iPLA2-VIA, whose product is annotated as 85/88 kDa calcium-independent phospholipase A2. Lineage: Eukaryota; Metazoa; Arthropoda; Insecta; Hymenoptera; Apidae. Gene Ontology annotation, molecular function: protein binding. The record is from RefSeq and is a predicted model, not a curated record. The transcript has 3 exons. The coding region runs from base 603 to 2975 and encodes 790 amino acids. Gene Ontology annotation, cellular component: mitochondrion. Gene Ontology annotation, biological process: lipid metabolic process; positive regulation of ceramide biosynthetic process.